AUGGUAGCCAAUGCUCUGUGGGGAUGGUUGGAGAGGUGGAAAGAGGCUAAUUGGCAGCAUAGAGGAAAACCAAUUUGGGCUGCUAAAGAGUGGAAAGAUAUUGCUACCAGGAUAGGGAGACUACCAGUGAAAGUCCGCCACGUAGAUGCCCAUGUCCCCAAGAGCAGAGCUAAUGAGGAACAUCAAAAUAAUAAGCAGGUAGAUCAGGCUGCAAAGAUACAAGUGUCAAAAAUAGAUUUAGAUUUGGAACAUAAGGGAGAGUUGUUCCUAGCUCGAUGGGCCCAUGACGCCUCAGGUCAUCAGGGCAGAGAUGCUACCUAUAAGUGGGCACGAGACCGAGGGGUGGAUUUAACCAUGGACAGUAUUUCCCAGGUUAUCCAUGACUGUGAGACAUGUGCCACGAUCAAGCAGGCCAAGCGGUUGAAGCCGCUAUGGUACGGUGGGCUUUGGUCCAAAUAUAGGUAUGGGGAAGCCUGGCAGAUUGACUACAUCACACUGCCCCAAACCCGCCAAGGCAAGCGCUACGUGCUCACAAUGGUAGAAGCCACCACUGGAUGGUUGGAAACCUACCCUGUGCCUCACACCACUGCCCGGAACACCAUCCUGGGACUUGAAAAGCAGGUCCUUUGGAGGCAUGGCACCCCUGAGAGGAUCGAGUCAGACAAUAGGACUCAUUUCAAGAACAGCCUUAUAAACACCUGGGCUAGGGAACAUGGCAUUGAGUGGGUGUUCCAUAUCCCCUACCAUGCACCGGCUGUUGGGAAAGUGGAGAGGGACAACGGACUGUUAAAAACCACCUUAAAGGCACUGGGUGGAGGAUCUUUUAAAAACUGGGAGCAACAUCUAACAAAGGCCACCUGGUUAGUCAACACCAGAGGUUCCACCAACCGAGCAGGUCCUGCCCAGUCUGAGUCUUUGCAUGUAGUAGACGGAGAGAAAGUCCCAGUGGUACAUGUCAGAGGUCUGCUAGGGAAGACAGUUUGGGUCAAUUCUACCUCAAGCACAGACAAACCCAUUCGUGGGCUUGUCUUUGCUCAAGGACCAGGUUGUACAUGGUGGAUAAUGCAGAGAGAUGGAACAACACAGUGUGUACCUCAGGGAGACCUGAUCCUUGGUGAGCAGUAUCAUGACAUUAUCCAACAGGACUUCCUGGACAUAAAACAACUUAAAACUCUGAUGAGCAUGAGGUGGGUGGCCUCUCUCCCCAGGCCUCUCCCACCUCCCACGCAGAAUUAUUUCACAGGCCAUUUAAUGAAAGGGCACAGACGCAUUUGGAAUAAAGCCAGUAAAUGAUACAUAUCAGAAGCAGAAUUCCCAGGUAACAUACCUUUCUGUUCAGGAAAUGGCUACAUCUUUUCUGGAGACCUGGCUGCAAAAAUUGUCAAUGCUUCUUUAAUUAUUAAAUACAUACAUUUGGAAGAUGUUUAUAUAGGGUUUUGUCUUAAUGCGAAGGGAGUAGAAAUAGUACCACCUCCUUAUUCACUGUUUAACCUACACAAGGUCCCAUUUUCUCCUUGUGUGUACAACAAAAUAAUUACAUCUCAUCACAUUCAGACAUGUGAGCACAUGGGAAACAUUGCAAAAGAAGAAACAUGUUAG
Molecule: messenger RNA, 1599 nt
Organism: Pseudopodoces humilis (Tibetan ground-tit)
Lineage: Eukaryota; Metazoa; Chordata; Aves; Passeriformes; Paridae
Source: RefSeq, a predicted model, not a curated record